UCUAAUCCUAUUGGUGGAAACAGCAUCUAUCAUUAGAAAGGUUAAACAGAGUUAGAUUUGUUUAUAUUGUUUGCACAGUCCAUUAAGCGCCGUUUCCUAAAGUAGAUACCUCACUUUUACCACCCAGUUUGCAAUCAAAACUUUUUCACCAGCCUAAAGUGUCAAGGUUGAGGAAAAAAAAACAUAAUCAGAAGAAAUAUCAAAGAUUAGUACUGAAAUAUUUUAGAACAUAAGAUAAUUCUGGACGUGUCAUCAUUAUCGAUUAGUAUUGAAAGACUAUUUACGUGUUGAGAUACAGUCAUAGUUAAACAAUAGGAUUUACUAAGUUUACUGAAUAAGUAGAUUUGUUAGUACUUUGACUAGUUAUUAGAAAAGUAUAAACUGUUAUGAUGAAAGCGGACGUAAGAAGGUGUCGUCGUUGUAAAAGAAAGAGAUUAGAGGAUGAACCUCCUGAAGUAAGACAAUAUAAAACUUGUGCCAAAUGUCGUAUAAUAGAGAGAAAUAAGAAGAAUCUGAGGAAACCUUUGGCAGAAGAGACCAUGUUAUAUGGGUUAAAGCAAUUUAGAGAACAAGCUUCAAGUGAUAAUUAUUUAGAAGAAGAAGGUUUAUUAAAGGAUGAAUUUUUCAAGAGAUUUCAUAACAAGCCCUUUAAUUAUGAGGCUGAAUUACAAGAAGUAAUGAGUAACCCGAACUAUGUGAGUCCAGUUGUUAACACGAGUCAUAAUAAUCCUCAUCUUCAUCGUGAAAGUCAACAACGAUACACGUUUAAAUCCGUUCAUUCAUCUCCUAUUCCAGGAGUUGGAUCAGCCAAUAAUGGUGCUGUAGUAUCAAAAUUCCAAACAUACCAGCAGCCAAAGCUGCUCAAGCCCAGUGGAUUGAAUCCAAUUUUGAAACCACCAAAAUCUCAAACAACACAAUCACAACAACUACAAGCUCAACAACAAUAUCAAUCACAGGUUUAUGCUCAACAAAACAGUUAUGAGGAGCCUGAAGAAGAUAUCUUUCAAGAAGUUUUCAAGUUGGGAAAUAAAGAAGAACUUUCUGAGAAUGAAAUAUAUAGCAUUACAGAAAAUGAUCCAUACCAAUUUGAAAAUGUUACUGGAGAUUUUCAAAAGUUUUUACUUAAAAUUUUACACAAAAGACAGAAUGGAGAAGACUUAAAUAACUUAGUGUUUUUGAAAGAGUAUAAUUUAGAAUUCACUGAAAAUUUAGGAAGAUAUGAUCCAAAUGGUAAUGGUCCAAGAGCUGGGAAUGUCAGAUAUGGUGAGAAGCAAUUAAGAACGCAUUUGCUUGUGAACUUAAAGAGUCUGUAUGUUGAUCCAAUUAUUGCUACUAUUAAUUUACCAUAUAAUCAAGAUGCUAGUAAUUUAAAUGAUUUCAGAACUUCUGCAUCAAUAAAAGGAAUUUAUAAUUUCACACCUCCAACAGUAACUUCUGUUGGAUAUUCAAAGGAGUAUCUGAAGAUUAAACAAUCAAACAUCCAACUAGCUUUCAAUUUAAGACAUAAUUUAUUAAUUAUCAAAGUGAAUCAUUUCGUAUUCAAACCUUCGCAACAAAUAUAUUCAUCGGAAUUGAAAGAAAAGGUAAGAUCAUUAUUUAAAAAGUUAGAGUAUCAAAACUCUAUUCAAUUGAAUGGAGUUAAGUCUCUUGAAUACAAUUCUCUUACUGGAUCCUUAAUUUUUGAUAAGUUAUUGUCCAUGUUGGACAACUAUCCCGAUAGUUUAGUUAAAGAGGUCAAAGACUUAAAAAGGGAAGAUUUCAUAGCAGAUUUUGUAAAUUUCGAUACUGUGUUCAAACUAAGUGAAGAAGAGAGUCUCAAGAUUGGUGAAUCUAAAGUAGAUGAUAGUGUAAUUCAUCCAGAUGAAGUUGAACAUCUUGCAGUCAAUGGAGUUCAUGGUCAUGCAGAAGAGAUUCCCGAUCACGAAGUCGAUGAGGGUGAUGAGGAAGAAGAAGAAGAUGAAGAAGACGAAGAUGAGGACGAAGAUGAAGAAGAUGAAGAUGAAGAUGUGGAUAUUGAUGCUGGAGAAUUACCUAGCGAAGAUGAGUUGGAAGAUGAUAUAAUCCAUGCCGCUGUGCCAUCUGGUUAUCCGCUCAAGGGCGUACCUAUCCAACAUCCAUUAGAGCCUAUCACUAAGGAAUCAUCGGCCGAGAUAGUUGACCCUGUCUUCAAGCCCGAAUAAACAGCCUAUAUGUAAACUAUACACUUUUAUACUGUAACAAUAUAUAAACUUCUAUAUAAUCUAUAUACUAGUAAUCCACUAUUAAUUCACUAGUAAUAAACUAGUCAUACACUUUCUCUCCCCUAUUAAUCUCACCACCCCCACAUCAAUAGAUGAUAAUGAUCAACUGCUCCUUUUUUUCUCUCAAUGUUGAAGAGCGCGUCAUAGUACUUGCAUGUGUGCAGGACUCAUGGAUCAAACCAUUUCCGAGAAUUUUUUGGCUCCUUCACCUUAAGCUUUUGGCUUGUUGAUUAGUUUUAUAUUUAGU
Messenger RNA from Scheffersomyces amazonensis, 2487 nucleotides. RefSeq lists its product as uncharacterized. The record is from RefSeq and is a predicted model, not a curated record. The transcript has a single exon. Bases 387 to 2180 code for a protein of 597 amino acids. NCBI's taxonomy places the organism in Eukaryota, Fungi, Ascomycota, Pichiomycetes, Serinales, Debaryomycetaceae.